UUCAGCUCUGUUUGGCUUUAGUUUGUCGCCUUUUGUUGAUCGUGGCGGACGUAUUUCGAGUGCUCACAUUGAAGGAUAUUUAAUGUGUGAAUUCAAGUAAACAAAAGGAAAUUACAUGAGAAUUUCAUCUAUUUUCACAUCAGUUCAAAAUGUCGAAUUUCGAGUAUUAUCUACAAGAUAUUGCGUCUGAUAUUUGCUGUCCAAAUGAUCCCGUUGAUAAUAGCGACUUUGUAGAUGUCAAGGAUUAUGUGCUAGACAUAAUGCGCAUGGAGGACUCUUACUUUCGGUAUAUAUGCCAAAACGAUAUACUCUUCGGAAGUGCUGCUCAUAAUGUACGUCUCUAUAAUGACGAUGAGUUCGAUGUGCUGAUGGAAUUGCGUUUUCCGGCCCACAAUCGCAUAAAGCAAGUGGACUUGAAGGAUCGUCCCGGUUUCAUGUAUUUGGAUUUCUCAAACGCUUGCUUUGAUACUAUGGUGACCAAUACAUUGACUAGCAAAGUUCAAAAAUUAAUGAGUCAAUCCAGUCUUAAGAGCUGGUUGGAUAGCACUUUCAGGGCUGCAUUGAAAAACUAUGGAAAUAUAUUCGAUACUGGCUACGAGCGUUAUACGCUAAGAUAUAUCUGGCGUGGAAUUACUUACACCAUCUAUGCCAAGUCGCCGUCUCGCUCUUUUUCCAUAGACUUUGUGCCGGCCGUAAAGAUUGUACGGAAUUCACACAAUGCCAACACCUGGCAUGCAAUUCCAAAGCAAAGGGCCGGACCCGGCAACACGCCCAACUUUACUUUCAUGCUAAGCAAUUCCCAGGGUGAACUACAGCAUGUUAGUCGCUGCGGUCAAACGAUGAGAGAUGCCCUCCGACUUUUGCAGGCUCUUCGCAAUUCCAAAGAUCUUCCCAAGUUACGCUGCUACCAUAUGGUCACCGUGGCCAUUUGGAUGGCCCGACGAAUUGGUCACUCCACUAUCUCCAAUAUGUUCGUCAGCGAUGCUUUUCUAAUGUUGCUCUCGGACCUGUGCGAUGCAUUUAUCGACGGUCAUCUGUCGCACGUCUGGGACUCUCGAAUGAAUCUGCUCGGCGACUUGAAGCCAGCGGAGAUGUCGCGUUAUACCGACGUCCUCUGCUCUGCCUACAACACUCUAAAGUCGUAUCCGCAUCAGUCAUCCCUCAGCUUUGAACGGUGUCAAGGACACUUUCAAUAGAUUUUUUUAAGUAAUUCCCAUAUGUAAAAUACAUAUAUAUCAACUUUUUA
Drosophila innubila is the source of this 1246-nucleotide messenger RNA. RefSeq lists its product as uncharacterized. The coding region runs from base 150 to 1196 and encodes 348 amino acids. The transcript has 4 exons. NCBI's taxonomy places the organism in Eukaryota, Metazoa, Arthropoda, Insecta, Diptera, Drosophilidae. The record is from RefSeq and is a predicted model, not a curated record.